Molecule: messenger RNA, 4071 nt
Organism: Caenorhabditis remanei
Lineage: Eukaryota; Metazoa; Nematoda; Chromadorea; Rhabditida; Rhabditidae
Exons: 8
Coding region: 1-4071 (1356 amino acids)
Biological process (GO): positive regulation of transcription by RNA polymerase II
Cellular component (GO): nucleus
Molecular function (GO): DNA binding; ATP-dependent chromatin remodeler activity; ATP binding
Source: RefSeq, a predicted model, not a curated record
AUGAGUGGCCGGGGGUUCGAGCAAUCAACUGCUCUACCCGAGCAAAUUGGGGAAGUGACAGAUUAUACAGUGAGCAGUAAUCUUCUAGCGACACUAUCAAAAUUGGAGAGCGUCAUCAGUACAAUGGAAGUGCGAGGCCUACAGAAUGACCCCCGACACGCGAAAGCACGAAGUUUGAAGCAGAUACUUCAAGCAGGACCACCUCCAUCAUGUUCUGGCAGUAUGAGUUCAAACAGUUCCAUAGGAAUCACCGAACUAACACCUCUUCAAUUAAAGCAGCUAAGAGCUCAAGUCGCAGCAUACCGUCAUUUGGCUCGAAAUGAAAACGUCCCAGAUUAUUUAAUUUCCAGUGCUGUUAAACUCCCACCGAAACAAACCACGUUACUACCAGAGCCAUACAAGUAUCCCGGAGAAGCUGAAAAUGGAGAGAAGCUACCGUAUGAUUUGAUGAAGGUUCUAUCAAUUCAUCAAUCUCGUUUCAAUCGCCAAACGGAACUUCAAGUCCCUCCUGGAGUCGAUCCUUUCAAAAUGUUAACUCAACGUGAAAACAUGAUUCAGAACAGAAUUGGGCUUCGUAUGAAAUCACUCAGUAAUCUUCCCGCUGAUAUUCCAGAGCAUAUACGAUUGAAGGCGGAAAUCGAAUUACGUGCACUACGAUUGACUAACUUACAAAUUCAUGUAAGAGUGGAUUUCGAAUCAAACGUAUUUCAAGUUUCAGCUCUCGAUCCUGCUAUUUAUCGUCGCACAAAACGCCAGACUCUUCGCGAAGCUCGUCUAACUGAAACAUUGGAAAAACAGCUGAAAAUGGAUCAAGAGAAGAGGAGAAGAGAGAAACAUUCCAACUUGAUGCACUCUAUUGUACAACAUUUCAGGGACUUUAAGGAGUACCACAGAAACAAUGCAGCUAAAAUCUCUAAAACGCAGAAGGCUAUCAAGCUUCAUCAUCAGAAAUACGAGGCGGAACGCAAGAAAGAUGAAGCUCGUAAUGAGAAGCUUCGUAUGCAAAAGCUUAUGCAAGAAGAUGAAGAAGGAUAUCGUGCGCUUCUGGAUGAGAAAAAAGAUCAGCGCCUUGUGUACCUUCUUCAACAAACCGAUGAAUAUGUUGAUUCUCUUUGUUCACUGGUCCGUCAACAUCAAACAACAGAGAAAAAGAAAAAGAAGGAUGACAAAAAGUUUGAAAGAAGCCAAAUGGACGACGAAGCAAGAGUUCAUGUGAGGGAGAUCAGCACUGGAAAAAUUAUUACAGGUGAUCAUGCUCCGAAACCUGAAGAAGUUGAAUUCUGGCUGGAAACUCAUCCGGGGUACGAGUUGAUCCCACGUGAUCAGCUCAGUGAUGACGACGAAGAUGAUAAUGAGACACAUGUCGUUGAAGAACGAGUAGAAGAAAAAGACGAUCAGUAUGCUGGAAUGGACGACGAAACAAAGGCGAAGAUGAUAAUUGAGAAAGCAAGAAAUGAAGAAGACGAAUAUGAUCAAAGAACGAAAAAGCAAAUGGCCGACUAUUAUGCAACAGCUCACAGAAUCAAAGAAAAGAUUGUUAAACAACACGCUACAAUGGGUGGUGGUAAUCCUAAUCUUCAACUGAAACCGUAUCAACUGAAGGGUUUGGAAUGGAUGAUUUCGCUACAUAACAAUAAUUUGAAUGGAAUUCUUGCCGACGAAAUGGGUUUAGGAAAAACAAUUCAAACCAUCUCCCUUAUUACUUACUUGAUGGAAGUGAAGCAAAACAAUGGUCCAUACCUCGUAAUUGUGCCGUUGUCUACUCUUUCCAAUUGGCAGUCCGAAUUUGCCAAAUGGGCACCAUCUGUGACCGCGGUCAUCUACAAAGGUACAAAAGAUGCUCGUCGUCGAGUUGAAGCCCAGAUCAGAAAGGGUGCUUUCAACGUGUUGAUGACUACCUACGAAUACGUCAUCAGAGAAAAAGCAUUACUUGGAAAAAUUCGCUGGAAAUAUAUGAUCAUCGAUGAAGGUCAUCGUCUGAAAAAUCACAAUUGCAAACUUACCGUCAUGUUAAAUGCACAUUUCCAUGCUCAACAUCGCAUUUUGCUCACUGGAACACCUCUUCAAAACAAACUUCCUGAACUGUGGGCACUUCUCAACUUCUUGCUUCCAAAGAUUUUUUCAUCUUGUGGAACUUUCGAACAAUGGUUUAAUGCUCCUUUCGCAACGACUGGUGAGAAAGUGGAAUUGAAUCAAGAAGAGACUAUGCUGAUUAUCAGAAGGUUGCACAAAGUAUUGCGCCCAUUUUUGCUGAGACGUCUCAAAAAAGAAGUGGAGUCGCAGCUACCUGACAAAACUGAAUAUGUUAUCAAAUGUGAUAUGUCAGCUCUUCAAAAGAUUAUGUAUCGAUCUAUGAAAAAUGGAGUACUCCUAGAUGGUAAAACUUCAUCUGGAGCUCGUUCUUUGAUGAACACCAUUGUUCAACUUCGCAAACUUUGCAAUCAUCCGUUCCUCUUUCCAACCAUUGAGGAAUCAUGUCGAACAUCCUGGAAAGUCAAUCAUGUUGGUGGACUUGAUUUGAUGCGAGUGGCUGGAAAAUUAGAACUUCUCGAUCGUAUUCUUCCAAAACUCAAAGCAACCGGUCACCGUGUGCUUAUGUUUUUCCAAAUGACAUCUAUGAUGACAAUUUUCGAGGACUACUUAAACUUCAGAAAUCAUACAUAUCUCCGUCUAGAUGGUUCAACGAAACCCGAUGAACGUGGAGACCUACUGACUCUGUACAACGCACCAGAUAGCAAAUACUUUCUUUUCAUGCUUUCAACCAGAGCCGGAGGUCUUGGUCUCAACUUGCAGACCGCUGAUACUGUCAUUAUUUUCGAUUCGGAUUGGAAUCCUCAUCAGGAUAUGCAGGCGCAGGAUCGAGCUCAUCGUAUUGGUCAGAAGAAGGAAGUUCGAGUACUUCGUCUAAUCACAGCCAACUCUGUCGAAGAAAAGAUUCUUGCCGCAGCUCGAUAUAAGUUGAACGUCGAUGAGAAAGUCAUUCAAGCAGGAAAGUUCGAUCAACGUUCGACUGGAGCUGAAAGGAAGCAAAUGCUUGAAGAUAUCAUUCGGGCAGACGGCGAGGAGGAAGAAGAUGAGGAACUUCCAGACGAUGAGUCUGUAAAUCAGAUGGUCGCACGUUCUGAAGACGAAUUCAACAUUUUUCAAGAUAUGGAUAUCGCUCGUCGACGUGAAGAAGCUCAUCAAAAAAACAGGAAGCCACGUCUCCUAGAAGAAGAAGAAAUUCCUGAGAACCUAGUGAAACUGACAUGCGAUUAUGAAGAAAUGGAAAAAGCUAGGGAAGAAGGUCGAGAGAUUGUCGAAGAAACUCCAAAUCAGAGAAGACGACGCAAAGAGAUUGACUACGCUACCGAUCUGAUGACUGAAGAGCAGUUUAUGCAACGUGUUGAAGAGAUUGAAGAUGAGAAUGAGCGGACUAUCGCCGAAAGAAAAAAACAACGGAAGAGAAAAAUGGCCGGACUCGGUGAAAACGACGACUCAAUGGACGACAUUGUCAUGCAGCAGAAAAGGAUAAAACCAGAUAUUGAGUUGCAAAGCAAAGUCAACCAAAUGUUGGCAGUUAUUUUGGAAUACACCGAUGAGGACGGGGAAGUUAUCGCGGAACCUUUCCAAACUCUCCCAACUAAAAGAGAGCUUCCUGAGUACUAUAAGGAAAUUUCACAGCCAAUGGAUUUUGAUCGCAUCAACAGAAAACUUCAAACUGGACGAUACGCAACAAUAGACGAAGUAAAUGAUGAUAUGAUAUUGCUAGUUAACAAUGCGCAAACGUUCAAUGAAGAGGACAGUGAAAUUUAUGAUAACUCCAAAAUUAUAGCAAGGAUGUGGAAGGAACAGUAUGAUAAAGUCAAAAGUGCAUCGAAGCCAGCAGUGGUUAUCAAACAAGAACCACAAAGUUCGCACACUGUCCCUUCGCAAAAAACUAAUUUAGGAUCUCCCAGUGAAGCUCCCCCACUUAAAAGAAUCAAGCGGGAAGUACAUGAUGAGUUCAUGGACGAAGAACAGCCUUCAACGUCGGAGUACCGUGCAGCUAAUCGAAAUCCGGAUGAACGCGGUGAUUAUGACUACGAGUGA